Linum tenue is the source of this 912-nucleotide messenger RNA. The record is from the annotation of a GenBank genome assembly. Lineage: Eukaryota; Viridiplantae; Streptophyta; Magnoliopsida; Malpighiales; Linaceae.
CUCGAGUCUCGGAGGAGCACACAUGGAUCAUCAGAUUCAGGAUCACGGAGAACUUUGAAGUCGUCUUCUUCUUCUUCUUCGACUUCUGCUGACAGCACCGGAUUUGGAAGAACCAUAUCCAAGAAGUCUCUGGACAUGGCUAUCAGGCAUAUGGACAUAAGAAAUGGAGCAGGAGGUUCUCGCCCACUAACAGGGACUACACUCUUUCCCCAAAGCAUCCGCGGUGGCCCGGCCAAAACACAGAGCCAGAGCCAGACUGUUCGCUCUUCUACUGCUCUAGAGGCGGCGGCAUUGGUCAAUGGCAACGGCCACCACCUUCGCAAUGGGGAGGUUGUGGAGAAUGGGACUUACGCGACGGGGAGGCAUAUGGAGACGGGAAACCAUCACCAAGGGAACGAAGGACGGCAAUUCGGGAGAUUGGGCGAAGGGGAUGUAUACGAGAGCUCGCGGUAUGAUGCAAUGUUACUGAAAGAGGACGUUAAGAACAUGAACUGGCUGCACAGCAUUGACGACAAAUUCGAUCAAGGUUCCAUCUUUGAUCAUGGCUUUGAGCCCCUGCCCGAACCUUUCGCUCCGCUAUAACUACGCAAAAAAAAUGCCAAGUUGGUGGGAUUUCCGUUCUUUGUCUCUUUGAACGUUAUGAAUUUCUUCUUGGUGUUGUAUUCUAUUUUUUCUUUUUCCUUCUAUUUUCAGGUGGGGUGAUAUACUGAUAUUUAUUGAUUUAUCUAGUUCUUCCCUUCUGAUUAUUAUUUUGACCAGAUGGGGGGAGGAUACGUAUAUGACGAGUUUAAUAGCUUCUAAACCAGACUGUAUUGCCCAACUUCUUAAUGAUGAUUUGAUGAGUACUACGAAACCAACGUUCUGUUCUGUUCGAUUAUGUGCUGUGAAAUAUGAGCAAUACUUUUAAGUGUU